Molecule: messenger RNA, 1640 nt
Organism: Cannabis sativa
Lineage: Eukaryota; Viridiplantae; Streptophyta; Magnoliopsida; Rosales; Cannabaceae
Product: GDSL esterase/lipase APG
Exons: 5
Coding region: 363-1433 (356 amino acids)
Cellular component (GO): apoplast
Molecular function (GO): hydrolase activity, acting on ester bonds
Source: RefSeq, a predicted model, not a curated record
UGUAUCUUUCAAAAUCAUGAGUAAAAAGAAAAAGAAAAAAGAAAAUCAAAAUAGUCACUAUAGAAAAAAGGACCCCAAAAAAAUGAAACAAUGAACACACAAUAUAUAAUCUGUUGGAGAGUUAAGUUACACUACUUUUUAUAAAAUUAUAAAGUUAAAUUGUGAGGUUUAAAUGGUGCUAUAGCAGCUAGGUACAGAAAACUUUUAAGGCAAUCAUUUAAUGACCAAACACAACCCCCACCUUCCUUCUUCAAUAGCCGCUUCUCUAAGGUCGUUUUCUACUUGAAUAUAUAUAUGGACUUUGUCUUUGCUAAGUCUCUACUGCCAUACCACUGUUAAAGAAGAAGAAGAAGAAGAUAGAAAUGCAUAACAGAGGAGGAGCUAGCAUGGUUUUGAACUUGGUGUGUGUAUGUGUAUUACUAUUUUUAUAUGGUGGGAAUGCUCAGGACACUCUUGUUCCAGCGGUCAUUACUUUUGGUGACUCUGUAGUUGAUGUGGGCAACAACAACUAUCUCUCCACUCUUUUUAAGGCUAAUUAUCCUCCUUAUGGAAGGGACUUCGCUAAUCACCAACCCACAGGAAGAUUUUGCAAUGGAAAACUAGCCACUGACCUCACUGCUGAGACUUUAGGCUUCAAGACUUACCCAGCGGCAUAUCUUAGCCCAGAAGCAUCAGGGAAAAACCUUCUCAUUGGAGCCAACUUUGCUUCAGCUGCAUCUGGUUAUGAUGAGAAUGCUGCAAGUCUAAAUCACGCAAUCCCAUUGUCCCAGCAAUUGAAGUACUUUCAAGAAUACCAAACAAAGCUGGCUAAAGUGGCUGGGCAGAGUAAAGCUAAAUCCAUAAUUAAGGACGCUCUUUAUGUAGUGAGCGCUGGCAGUGGCGACUUUGUCCAAAACUACUACAUCAAUCCUUUAGUCAACAGAGCCUACACUGUUGAACAAUACAGUUCCAUGCUCCUAAGUUCAUUCAACACCUUCACUAAGGGCUUGUAUGGUUUGGGGGCAAGGAAAAUUGGAGUGACUUCACUCCCUCCAUUGGGUUGUCUUCCAUUAGCAAGAACCUUAUUUGGAUAUCAUGAAAAUGGGUGUGUCUCUAAGUUCAACACAGAUGCUCAAGCAUUUAAUAAGAAGUUGAAUGCUGCUGCUACCAGUCUCCAAAAGCAAUACCCUGAUCUUAGACUUGUUAUCUUUGACAUUUACAAGCCUCUUUUUGAUGUUGUUAAAUCUCCUUCUCAAUAUGGCUUUGCUGAAGCAGCAAGAGGCUGCUGUGGAACUGGGACUCUAGAGACAACCUCAGCUUUGUGCAAUCCUCACUCAGUAGGAACUUGUUCAAAUGCUACUCAGUAUGUAUUUUUUGACAGUGUCCAUCCAUCUGAAGCUGCUAACAGAAUUCUUGCUGAUGAGUUGAUAGGUCAAGGUCUAUCCCUCAUCUGAUGAGGAUUGUGUGUGUACUCACUUUUACUGAAUCUAUACAUUAUAUAAGAAGAUUUGAUAGUAUUUUAUGUUACAUGUACCAGACAAAUUUCUUGUGUUUCUACUUCCGAGUGCAGUGUUAUUUUCAUUUUUUUUUAAUAUGUAAGAUUGUAAGGACCAGAAUUAUUAAGAAUAUCUAGUGGUUGAAAGAAUCUAUAUUGAGUUUCA